AAAUUCACUAGACACAAGUUGUUUAAUCAUUGUGCCCUGCUUAACAAGAAUGUGCAUUAAAUUCAACGUCUGCGCCAGAGUGCUUUAAUUUAUAUGGUGGAUUGAUUCCUUUAUGAGCUUUUCUGUCAUUCUGCUUCAACUCUUCACAGCAGAAAAUCACCUGGAUCUGCUCAAAUGCAUCGAAUUGAGGAUUGUAAUCUUCUCCUGCUGGAUCCAUGAGCCAGAUGAACAACCCUACUCCCCUUCACUUCUACACAACUAAGGGGAAGAAUGUGUGUGUUCUCAUGCUGCUGUGUGUUCCCCUCUCCAUGAUGGACAUCCCUGGUCCUUGCAAACAUGCCAUAACCAUGGACCACCUGCUUCAACUAAAACAGCUGAUCAGUAACCAGUUGCGGACUGGCUGUUCAAUCACAUAUUCAUUCAUUGAGAGAAAACACCUGAGCGUCAUGUGUUAUGUGAAGGCUACUUUGCCAAGGGUGCUUGAACUGUUCAACGUCCACUUCAAAUACGUGCGGGGCUCAGGAAGUGCUCAAGCAGUGGUCUCCAUACAGAACCUCAUUCUCAACAUCUACUCCCAACACUGCAUACCUUUACUGAAUGAAGAACUGGAGGAAGACCCCGUAGCAUUCGAGAGGCAGUACAAUGAGACUCCAGUCCAGGCACUUCAAAGAGUCGAGGAGGUUCUGUCCCUCUACUUGCAACUCAUCACAUCCACUAACACUGAUGUUAACUGGACCUGCGAGCAAGAGUACAACAUCAAUGUACCUCCUACUGAGACACAGCUAACCACUAGCACAGAGGUUGCGGUGGGAUUAUCCAGGCAAGCUCCUCAGGGGUCCUCCAGCGAUGAUUUUUACAGACUGGGCUUCAUUGUGGUCUCCAUCUGUGGAGGAUUUCUUUUCCUUCUCACUGCCUACUGCCUCCUAGAGAGAAAGAAGCUGCAACGCCAACUCCACAGAACAAGAAUGUCAUCGGACUGGGGAUUACAAGUUGUCGAAAACUAUGACAUCCAAGAGGAAGUAUACCAGACUGACAGACGGAAAUCGCUUGGCUCACACCUCUCCACUGCUUUCUAACUGAUUCUCGAACGGACUCUGAGAAGACAGCAAACGGUGAAACAGACUGCCUUUAAGCUUUAGGAAGACCACAACAUGACAUCACCAGACGAAGUUUCCAACAGCAGGGGAAACAGACUUAAGAUAUACUUCUGAUUAUAUGUUAUCAUUACUCAUACACCUUGGGCCUUGUACAUAUGUAGAUAUGCAUACUGCUACAAACAUCUAUUUCUGGACUACUGGAAAAGUCAAAGUAUUGCAUGCUCAAUAAUGCUACAGUUAGCCUACAUCAAUCCACAAAGCACCUGUAAAUCAGUCGUAGUUUGUUUCAAAAUUUGGUUUCAGUUGUCAGUCCAGUAUAAUGCUGUUAUUGUUCAUAUAGGGCAGUAUCUUACAGUAAAGGCUUCAUUUGUUAAUAUA
Pimephales promelas (fathead minnow) is the source of this 1475-nucleotide messenger RNA. The record is from RefSeq and is a predicted model, not a curated record. Lineage: Eukaryota; Metazoa; Chordata; Actinopteri; Cypriniformes; Leuciscidae.